GGGUGGAGCACAUGAAAAGUAGAGUGGCAGCGCAAUAAAUGAAUGAAUAGACAAAAGACGAGAGUGUAUUGUCGUUUCUUCGUCUCUCGUCCCUCAAGUAGUGCUCCACGACUCCCCUUUUCUCCAAUUCAAUUUCUCCUCUCCUUUCCGUGCUACACAUAGUGGCCUUUCCUCCUUUGAUCAGUAAAAUGGCGGAAUCGUCGCGGAAGCGCCGUAAAAUCGACCCGGAUUCCCGCGCCCGAAUCCCCUCGGAAACGGGUCCCACCCGGUGGCGGACCCAGGCGGAGCAGCUCACCUAUUCGUCCAAGCUCGUCGACGCCCUCCGCAGCCCCAAUUCCGCCUCCGUCCGCGCCGCCGCUGACCGAGUCCUCGCCGUGUCCGCCCGGGGCAAGACGCGGUGGAGCAGAGCCAUCCUCACAAACCGCCUCAGCCUCCGCCUCGCUCACAUCCACAAGAAGGCGCCCAAGCCCAAGCCCGCCGCCGGAAAAUCCCGCUCCACGAAGAAGAAACUGGCGCCGGUGCAGAAGAAAGUGAAGGUGUUGAGCCGGUUAGUGCCCGGCUGCCGGAAGGUGUCGCUGCCGAACCUUCUAGAAGAAACCACGGAUUAUAUUGCGGCUUUGGAAAUGCAAGUCAGAGCUAUGACUUUCCUCACGGCCCUACUUAAUGGCGGUGCCGCCGCCGACCAGAAUGUUAGUCCGUCUUAGUUGUUUCUUUAUUUAUUUUUGGGGUUCAAUUUUGUUAAUAAUUAAGGUUUCAUAUAUUCAUGUAUUUUUUUUAAAUCUGUGUAAAUUGCCUGCCAUAUGCCAAUAUUACCCAAUCUGUUUAUUUUUGUUUCUUCA
This is a messenger RNA of Salvia hispanica, 839 nucleotides long. The record is from RefSeq and is a predicted model, not a curated record. NCBI's taxonomy places the organism in Eukaryota, Viridiplantae, Streptophyta, Magnoliopsida, Lamiales, Lamiaceae.